AUGGUCCCCCAAAUUGGAGAUUUUGGUUUGUCAAGACUCUUCCCUUCAGUACAAACAUAUAUCACGAUUAAAAUUAUAGGAACACCCGGAUACAUGCCACCAGAAUAUAUUGAGAGAUAUGAAAUCACAUCGAAGUAUGACGUAUUCAGUUUGGGUGUUGUAAUCAUGCGGAUAAUGGCAGGAGAUGAGGGCUACUCCAAAUGUGCGCAUAUGUCUUCGCAAGAAUUUAUUGAGCAUGUACAUGAAAAGUGGGGGAAACAACUGCGGGAAACAAUGUCGUCAUAUAUAUCAGAGCAGCUUAGCACAUGUCUUGAAAUAGCGCUGAGGUGUGUGGAGGUCGAUCAUGAGAAACGACCUACUAUAGCAGAGAUUGUUGAUGAACUGAACAAGGUUGAUACUGCAGAAAGUUCAACUAAAGACAAGAUUGUAGCUAGACAUGGAUAG
Triticum turgidum subsp. durum (durum wheat) is the source of this 444-nucleotide messenger RNA. NCBI's taxonomy places the organism in Eukaryota, Viridiplantae, Streptophyta, Magnoliopsida, Poales, Poaceae. The record is from the annotation of a GenBank genome assembly.